Messenger RNA from Nerophis lumbriciformis (worm pipefish), 1135 nucleotides. The record is from RefSeq and is a predicted model, not a curated record. Lineage: Eukaryota; Metazoa; Chordata; Actinopteri; Syngnathiformes; Syngnathidae.
AUGACAACGCCCCUGCGUUACCUGGUGAUGACGCAAACAGGUGGCAAAGCAAACAUCAAACCAGCAGAACCUGCAAGAAUGAACAGUUUGUUUGCCAGUGUUCAGGUGAAGCACCUGCAGCGAGCACUGAGACACACUGAGGCGCAAAUGGCCGACAUGUGCCAGCUGCUGGCUUCUUACGCCAGACAGAGCGCCAAGCUUCGAGACCAGGCUGACAUGCUGGUGGCUCGGCUCUUCGACUUCUCAGACUCGGAGGAUGCCGAGAUCCAGGUCGGCCUGAGAAGGCUCGCCCAAGACCUCGCCUUGGUGCAGGACUACAGGCACGCUCAGGUACAAAGACUGGAGACGCAAGUUGUUGCUCCUCUAAAAGCAUAUGGCGGCAUCAUUGCAAAUACGAAGGCCAGCAUGAAGACGUUCAGUGCCGAUCUUCACGGUGAGCUGAAGGAGUUACAGAAAGUGGAGAAUAUUCGCCUGAAGAAUCUGUCGGCCAGACAGACCAACGCAGAAGUGAAUUCGAGGAAAGCCUCCAGCAAUGCGCAGCACAGCAUGAUGAAGAUGGAGGAAAGCAUCACUGCCUUCCACCACCAGAAACGAAAGGAUUUUAAAAGGAUUUUCAUGGACUUCAUCAAAGUGGAGAUGAUUUUUCAUGCUAAAGCACUGGAGGUGUAUUCACACGCGUUCCAACACCUGCUGGCCACAAAGACUGGAAUGCACAACCAGGAGGAUCCUCUGCGCCAAGAAAGGAACGUGGGCAAGAAAGUGAGUGAAGCUCGAGAGACCUUCCGCCUGGUUGAGGAGGAAAAGAGAAGAUCUGGCAAAGCAAAGCGGCCCGGUUCUCAACAUCUCGGCUAGGGCGCCCAAAUAUGGGUGUCUGAAGGUCCACACCCGAUGAUGAUGAUGUCCAAGCUGCAAAUGGUGUUUUCCUUUAGACAUGUUUAAUAAUCGAUCAUAUCUUUCACAUUUCAAUAUUUUUUAACUUGCAAGGAUGACACGUUUUGUUUCAAGUCUAAAAAGUACUUUGGUAAUUUCUGCACAGUCUUUGAAGUGAACACGCAAACGUUUUUAAAAACAAAUAAAUUAUACUUACAAUUAGAAGUGUCCCGAUCCAAUAUUGAUUUAGGUCAGUGAUUCUCAC